AUGCUACCUUCACAACGUCCAUCAUCGACGUCUCAGCAAUCGGAGACGACCCCUUUAUUGGCGGAAUCGCAGGACAAUGUCCCCACGCCCGAGCAUUGUGGCCCUUUUACUCCAAAUCAGACACGACAACUUUUGAUCCUCAUUUGUGUCGCUAUCCUCACAAUUGAUUUUGGCUCUUUUAUGUCUGUCGCCCCGCAGAUCGAGAUCUUUGAGUCGAUUAUUUGUAAGCAACACGGACAUGGUAUAGAUGCCUUGGUGGAAGAUUCUCCUUGCAAGGCUGCCGAUAUCCAGGGCGAGCUAGCCCUGCUGAACGGCUGGAAAGACACACUCGAACAGCUUCCUGGUAUUAUACUUGCGGUACCAUACGGGCUAAUGGCAGACAAAGUCGGUCGCAAACCGGUUAUGCUCUUAUGUCUUGGGGGAGUUCUUUUGGAACAAUUCGCGAUAGCGUUGAUCAGCUGGUGGAGUGAUUUCAUCCCCAUUCGAGCAGUUCUGAUCGCCCCCAUAUUUCUGAUAUGUGGUGGCGGCCCCCAGAUCGCGACAUCGAUGGCCUUCACGAUGGUUACAGAUAUCUUUCCGGUCGAGAAAAGGUCCUCAGUCUUUUUCAUACUCGCUGCAGCAGCUCUGCUUUCAGAAAUCGUUGCCACCCCAUUAAGUGCUUUUCUCAUGACAUGGACACCUUGGCUUCCUUAUUUACUUGGGCUGUUGUUUGAGAUAGCGGGUAUGUCAGCCGCCACAUGCGUCUCCGAAACCAGAGCUCCGGACCUUUGCGAAAACAACGCCGAUACUUCCCAAUUCACUGCGGCCGAUACCAUAAAACCUCGAGGCUGGUGGACAUGCGCGUGGGAUGUGACUAGGGGUUCGGCUGGCACCAUCCGCUCGAUUCUCAACAUGAAUAUGGUAUGCGUGGCAUUGGCCUUUACCUUGGGUGGUAUCGGAAGGCAAGCACUCCAGCUCAUCAUUCAAUACGCCUCCAAGUGCUUCUCCUGGAGCUUUUCCCGAGCUAGUCUUGUGAUUGCACUUAAGGGCAUCGUUAAUCUCGGUAUCUUACUAAUCGUUCUGCCGAAGAUAUCCAAUAUCCUGGUUCAACGAUUGUCUCCGGUCGGAAAGGAUCUCCGUAUCUCUCAGGGUAGUGCCUGGGCCUUGACACUAGGCGCCGCGCUUAUGGCCAUCGCUGCUCAUCCAGUUCCUUUCAUCUUCGGCACAUGCGUAUUUGCUUGUGGAUGGGGGUUCUAUUCCACGCUUCGCACCGUGGCCACUGCAUUGGUGGAGCCCACUCAUAUCGGUGUUCUCAAUACAACGCUUGCUGUCGCACAGGGUAUCGGGUCUAUGGUGGCUGGUCCAAUCAUGGCCUCCGCGUUCCGACGAGGAUUGGUGCUCGGAAACUUUUGGGUGGGUUUGCCUUUCAUGGUUGCUGCUGCACUAUUCUUUGGGGCGAGCUGCUUGACCCAUAGCAUUCGUGUCUCGAUGAAGAAGUAG
This is a messenger RNA of Aspergillus alliaceus, 1479 nucleotides long. Its product is annotated as putative MFS transporter. The record is from RefSeq and is a predicted model, not a curated record. The coding region runs from base 1 to 1479 and encodes 492 amino acids. The transcript is spliced from 3 exons. Gene Ontology annotation, molecular function: transmembrane transporter activity. NCBI's taxonomy places the organism in Eukaryota, Fungi, Ascomycota, Eurotiomycetes, Eurotiales, Aspergillaceae. Gene Ontology annotation, biological process: transmembrane transport. Gene Ontology annotation, cellular component: membrane.